CAGUACUAAUGAUUUACAAUUUGACACAACAUCAUAAGCUUAGAGGAUAGGUCCAGCUACAGACACAAGUUGAAGGUGUUCAGUUGCCAAUGAGAAGAUACUGGCAAGCUGCCUCCUUGAACCACUGCUGUAAAUUGCGUGUAGCUAUACCCAUACUGUGAAGAAGGGAGCUCCACGUUUUUGACCCAGCAACAGUGAAAGACGGUUAUCGAAUGAAGACCAAUGUUGGUUAGACCAAAGUUAUGAAUAUUCGUGUGGAUGUCGGCAAAAGAGUGAGCAUCUUAACAGAUAAGGAAUAACCGACUAGUUUUGACAUUCGCCGCAGCAGUUCCAGUUUCCGGAGAGCUCAUGGGAGCACACCCGACUGUGAAAAAUUCAACAUUUCCAGUUUCCAUGGAGGCAAACUCAACUGUGAAUAAUUCAACGACUAACACUUCAGUGUGUAAUCUGUACAGCCACCACCACACAGCCCGUAUCGUUUUGCCAAUAAUCUACAGUGUUAUAUCUAUUGUUGGCGUCUUUGGCAAUGGCCUUGCCAUAGUCGCCAUCAGAAAAAAGCAGAAAAAAAUCAAUUCGACUACACUUUACUCCAUGAAUCUGGUAAUCUCAGACAUUUUCUUUGCUGCUGUUCUACCUGCCCGAAUAAUAUACUAUGCACGAGGAUUUAACUGGCCAUUUGGUGAAAUAAUGUGCAGAAUUACUGCAGUUAUUUGUUAUAGCAACAUAUAUGCCAGUGUAAGCUUCAUGACCUGCUUAAGUUUGGAUCGGUUGCUCGCAGUAAUAUAUCCAUUCCGACAUUCGAAGUUCCGCAACGUCCGAAACGUCAAAAAAAUCUGCACUGUUGUGUGGAUAAUUAUUCUUUGCCAGACGGUACCACUGUUGCUUAUCAAAAUGUCCAAAAUGGCUGAAGGCAACUUCUUAACAUGUAUGGAAUACCCAAAUUUUGAGUCUAUUCCAAAUCUUCCAGAAAUGCUGCUUGGUGCUUGUAUAAUCGGUUACUUGCUCCCCGUGGUUAUCAUGCUAUUUUGUUACUCAAAGGUCAGCUCUAAACUCUUCAAAUCAGCAAAGGAGAACCCCUUAACUGAAAAAUCAGGAAGAAACAAAAAAGCUAACAACGUAAUCCUGCUUGUACUCUUUGUGUUCUUUAUAUGUUUCACUCCCUACCACGUGGCCAUUGUGCAACACAUGAUCAAAAAGUUGCAGUACAAAAUAUCCUGCCAGGAGCAACAGAACUUUCAAGUAGCUCUACACGCGACUGUUUCUGUGAUGAACUUGAACUGCUGCCUGGACCCUUUCAUCUAUUUCUUUGCUUGUAAAGGUUACAGGAGCAUUGUCCUCAAGAUGUUCAGACAACCCGUUAGCGUGUCUAUUUCAAGUGGCGUUAAGACCACCCCAGACAACUACUCACCUGGGGUUGGGAAUAACAAGCCUGCAAUAGGGACAACGUCUGACACCAACUUGUAGAGACAAUUUCCUCAAGGAUAACAGGAAAAGACAAAAGCCAGGCAACCAGCCUAAAAACCUCAAUGUGUAUGUUAACCAUGUUACCUGCACAAAUUGUACAGAAGUAAACUGUUUUUUGGUAACCUUCUUAAGUUAUAAGUAGUUUUUCACUUUCCUGGAAUAGUCAUAGAAUCAUACAGCAUGGAAACAGGUCCAAUUUGUCCAUGCCGACCAGAUAUCCGAAACUGAUUGA
Messenger RNA from Chiloscyllium plagiosum (whitespotted bambooshark), 1696 nucleotides. RefSeq names its product G protein-coupled receptor 183-like. Lineage: Eukaryota; Metazoa; Chordata; Chondrichthyes; Orectolobiformes; Hemiscylliidae. Gene Ontology annotation, biological process: G protein-coupled receptor signaling pathway. The record is from RefSeq and is a predicted model, not a curated record. Gene Ontology annotation, molecular function: oxysterol binding; G protein-coupled receptor activity. Gene Ontology annotation, cellular component: membrane.